Molecule: messenger RNA, 1588 nt
Organism: Chilo suppressalis (striped riceborer)
Lineage: Eukaryota; Metazoa; Arthropoda; Insecta; Lepidoptera; Crambidae
Source: the annotation of a GenBank genome assembly
AAAUGCACAAGCCGUGCGAAGCCAUUUAGAAAAAAAAGUGUCAUAUAACAUCUGUGGUUUCUGAUUGCUUGUUUGUUGUGCAGUUAUUAUUAUUUUACUUUUUUUAAUACCCACUUACCACCUAUUGGUGACCAGAUUAUGGGUAAUGCAGGAAGUAAUCAGGCUAAAGAAUGGCACCGAGAAACUGUUGCUAAGGUGCCUGAUGUUGGUCCAUCAUCCCCCGUAAAAGAAGGGGAAGCUUUUACUUUCGAUAAAAAAUUGGACGAUACGCGUGGAGGUCGAGACGAAGAUAGUACUAUUGAAGAUGGAGCACCAUAUUAUACAAAAGCCGUACCUGAAAGCGAGGAAGAAUACAGUGCUCCGCGAGAAAGGUCAAACACUCUUACAGAAAGUAACAAAGAUAUUGAUGAAUUAAAGGUGUUACCCACUGUUUUCAAAUGGGAAGGAGGUGGAAAGCAGGUUUACAUAUGUGGCACAUUUACUGACUGGAAAACUAUUCCUAUGGUAAAAUCUCAUGGGGAUUUUGUUACCAUUAUUGAUCUGCCAGAAGGAGAACAUCAAUACAAAUAUUUUGUAGAUGGAGAAUGGCGUCAUGACCCCACUGUGAAAGUAAUAGACAAUGGCAUGGGAUCCAAAAAUAACUUGGUCACAGUGAAGAUGUCUGACUUUGAAGUAUUUCAAGCUCUCGCUAAAGAUAGUGAAGGGAUACACAGCAGUGCCCAAACUGAGUAUUCUCAGUCCAAACAUUGAUACAGAACAAAACAUGGAGGGGAUAGCUGCGCACGGGUACGACUGGAGAGCCAAUCGGCGCACCUCGUUUCGUCCCAAGACAUUUUAAUUUAUACUUCUGCGCAGUAACAGUCAGCACUAGAGUUUCGUGCCGUGACUUAUAAUGGCACAUACGUUGACGAGCAUGAUUUAUUUUCUAUUACUGGAUGCCUGUGAAUUCAUCUGCAUAAUAAAGAUUUCUAUUCAAACUUAUCUCCCCCUACUUCAAACAAGAGCUAGCCAAAUGUCCAUUCCAUAUUUGCCUUUAUUAAUCCCCUUUAUCUCUUCAAAUAAAAUCAUCAAAUUUUAUUUUUGCUUUUACCUUCAUAUUACACUCGGGAGAUAAAAGAAUACUAGCGCCUUUGUUUAGAAACUAAAUGUUUCGUCUUGUUGAGUGGAGGACACUGCAACAUGUAUUUGAAACAAUGUAUGUACUUUUGUUUAUAAACUGUAUACAGAGAGGAUGCAACAUUGUGAAACACUGUUUAUAAACAGUGUUUAUAACCAAAUAAUGCUUAAUGAACACCUAAUCUGAUAUUUUACGAAUUUUGAUAAACUUUUUUAUUUUUUAGGAAAUACCACAGUCUAAACCAUGGGAAAAGGUAUCUGGGCCCCCUAUAUUGCCACCACAUUUACUGCAAGUCAUAUUAAAUAAAGACACACCACUAUCAUGUGAACCAACAUUAUUACCAGAACCGAACCAUGUGAUGUUGAACCACCUCUAUGCUUUAUCUAUAAAAGAUGGAGUCAUGGUAUUAUCUGCCACGCAUAGAUAUAGAAAGAAGUAUGUCACCACUCUUCUUUACAAGCCCAUCUAAAU